AUGGAUGAAUUGAGUGCUGCUGGCGUGGAGUUGCACCACCACCACUUACAUCCAUUCUGGUCAUCUUUGUGUAUGAGAGUCCUCCCGAUCUUGCAGAAUGGGAAGAUCACGAUGCCAUUGAGCGUGAUAUUUUUACAGCCAUGGUACAAGAUGUGUACAAGCAAGGGCCAGCUGUUAUCCGAAAGGCAACUCAAGUACUACGUCCUCAUAUUCUUCCACAAGUUGAAGGCCUACAAGAGCCUAAAGAGUCGGCAUAGACGAGCAGAGCAAAUCAGAGUCCGAGGACAUCGAGGAGCAGAACACCUUCACUGGGCAAUUGUCGUAUAUGGAGUGCAGGGGGAGCGAGAGCGCACUUAUGGGUACACCGCCUUACCUAUGACGGCGCCGCCAGGGUUCACUCAUCCCAGUUAUGUUCUGCCAAUGGUCUUUACUGGGGCUCAUUGGGUCCGACUAGUUCUCGACAAUGUCGAUGGGGUGACACCGAUGCCAUAUUUUAGUCCACAAUGGACUCAUUUUCGGAAUAUGAGCACAAUUCCGCAUUGGGGUGAGCUAUACCAACAGGACCAGAAAUUGUAUGCCAUCCUUGGAGGACAUUAUCCACCCACUGACGAUGAAGAGAAUGAUUAA
This is a messenger RNA of Linum trigynum, 627 nucleotides long. Lineage: Eukaryota; Viridiplantae; Streptophyta; Magnoliopsida; Malpighiales; Linaceae. The record is from the annotation of a GenBank genome assembly.